Molecule: messenger RNA, 678 nt
Organism: Exophiala bonariae
Lineage: Eukaryota; Fungi; Ascomycota; Eurotiomycetes; Chaetothyriales; Herpotrichiellaceae
Exons: 2
Coding region: 1-678 (225 amino acids)
Source: RefSeq, a predicted model, not a curated record
AUGUCUUCCGAUAUCGUUGCCGCAAAGGAUAUCCCAACCAUCAGUCAACUUUAUCGAUCUAAAGAGCUGCGUGCCAUAGCCAAUCCGGUGGUUUCAACUCCAAAUCAAAAACUCAACGACAAAGUCUGCACCAUCCAAGAAGACAUUACCAUCCUUGAGGUGGACGUAAUUGUCAAUGCGGCAAACCGCAGUCUUCUUGGAGGAGGUGGUGUCGAUGGGGCGAUUCACCGAGCGGCAGGUCCAAAGCUCCUGAAGGAAUGUAGAACACUAGAUGGGUGUCCUACUGGAGGUGCCAAAAUCACUGAUGCUUACGAUUUGCCUUCCAAGAAGAUCGCUCACGCUGUCGGUCCCAUUUUCGACAGCCAGGCAAAGUCAGAGCCUCGCCUUCGAUCAUGUUACCGCAAAGCACUUGAGCUCGCAGUCGAGCACAACCUAAAGUCGAUUGCCUUUCCUGCCAUCUCAACCGGUGUCUAUGGCUACCCGAGCCUCGCUGCUGCUCGCGCGGCCACGGACGAAGUCCAACAGUUUUUGUCAGAGCCUGAAGGCGACUCCCUGGACAAGGUCAUCUUCUGCAACUUUCUAGACAAAGAUGUUGAAGCAUACGCUCGGCAUAUCCCUUCCUUCUUCCCGCCAACCAAGGAAGACCUGGGCUCAGAAGACUCAUCCGAAACCGCUUAA